AGUCCUUAACAACCACACUCUUUUAUUUUUUUCGGAAAUACAUUUGUAGUUGUACUACUGUCUUGUAAACCUUUUGGAUUCAAAGAAAAACAUAGAGAACAGAAGAGAAGGGAGCGUAGGAAUUUUUUGAUUCUUCAAUUCUCAGAAGCUGUCGCCGAUUCAGCGUGGUGUGUUCCAAUUUGAAAUUGUUCGAAUUGAAGAAGAAAAUAUGAUGGUCAAAGCUUUACAGUUUCAGCUAUAUCGCUGGAGUUGGAAACCUCUCACCUCCAUUUCAAUCUCCUCAUCACUCUCUCUAUUCCCACAAUUCCCUAACAACAACCACAACCCUUUUCUCAACGCCGCCGUCACUCCUCGAUUCGCACCGUUUCGUGCUUCUUCUUCUUCUUCCUCUUCCGCCGCUGUUCCUGCAAAUGUUCGAAGCAUCAAGUUCUGUCAGUGGUGUGGUGGUUCGACCAAGCAUGAUAUACCUGACGGGGAAGAGAAAUUCAGAGCUAUUUGUACUGUUUGUGGCAGGAUUGCCUAUCAGAAUCCCAAAAUGGUAGUUGGUUGCCUUAUCGAACAUGAUAACAAGGUCCUCCUUUGCAAGAGGAAUAUUCAACCAUCUCAUGGCCUUUGGACGCUUCCUGCUGGUUAUUUGGAAAUUGGAGAGUCAGCUGUGGAGGGUGCCAUCAGGGAAACAAGGGAGGAAGCAAAUGCAGAUGUAGAAGUAAUUUCUCCCUUUGCCCAAUUGGAUAUUCCUUUAAUUGGCCAAACUUACAUGAUAUUCUUAGCAAAGCUGAAGAAGCCCGAUUUUUCACCUGGUCCAGAAUCAUCAGAAUGCCAACUUUUUCCACUUGAUGAUCUACCUUUUAAUUCUCUAUCCUUUUCAUCAAUGGUGGUUACCUUAAGUUUGUAUGUUGAGGAUAUUAAGGCUGGAAAACCCAAAUUCCACUAUGGAACUAUUAUGAAAAGGCCGGGUACAAGUCCUUCUGAUAUUAAUGCCUACACACUGGAUUAUCAUAUGCACACAUGACCCAUGGGUAAGCAGUAGAGUCUGGAUAUCUGAACAUUGGAACUAGAAGAAAUCUUAGUUACGUGGGUCUGUAGAUUCCUGUAUCGUCUGCUUCUUGAGUGUUUCUGACUUACAAGAAAGAAAGAUAUCUGCGUUUCGUUCAAGAAACACACAUUAGACUAUUGGUGCUUGAUCCAAUUCAUGAUCUCCAGAUCUUAGAUGGAUCUUCCAUAUCAGAUUGAUAGGCAGAUGCUACUGUAGAAGAAUGACUGACACUUGUUUAGUGACCUUUGUUGAAAUUGUAAACAUGAACAUUAAAGGAAAUUCUUAUUGGAUUUUUUUCUUA
Molecule: messenger RNA, 1337 nt
Organism: Lotus japonicus
Lineage: Eukaryota; Viridiplantae; Streptophyta; Magnoliopsida; Fabales; Fabaceae
Product: nudix hydrolase 23, chloroplastic
Exons: 8
Coding region: 209-1012 (267 amino acids)
Molecular function (GO): hydrolase activity
Source: RefSeq, a predicted model, not a curated record